UCAUUCACCGACUCAAAAACAGCUUCACAAACCCCCAAGAGCAAGUAUGGACCAAGUCAAGUUUAGUGGGGAGGUGAAGCAUACUAAGGCCCUCGGCACCAGAAACUUGUCCCAGGAAAUAGUCAAGAAGCUGAUCCACCAGUCUCAGGAGGCAAAGAAGCAAGCCUACUGUCCUUACAGCAAAUUCAGAGUGGGAGCUGCUCUACUGACCCUCGACAACUGUGUGUUUACAGGCUGCAAUGUGGAGAAUGCGUGUUACAACCUGGGUGUUUGUGCUGAAAGGAAUGCAAUCUCAAAGGCAGUGUCAGAAGGCUACAGAAGUUUCAAGGCCAUUGCAAUUGCCAGUGACCUGAAUGACCAGUUCAUCUCCCCCUGCGGUGGCUGCAGACAGUUCAUGAGAGAGUUUGGGGCAAAUUGGGAUGUGUACCUGUCAAAGCCUGACAGCUCGGAGUCGUACCUGAAGAUGACUGUGGAUGAGCUGCUGCCAGUCUCCUUUGGCCCUGAGGACCUGUCCAUGAAGAAAGUGUUUGACAUUCCUAAUGAGUACUGAGCCUGUAGUCUAGUACAAAAAAAGCACACACUUUUUGGUUCUUUGAGCCGCCAUGACAUGUACUGUGUAUAAUGCACAUGCUGCUGACAGUGUAUUCAUGUUUAGCAGUAGUUCUAUUUAUGGUAAAUAUUUGUUCUUGUAUCACCAGCUGAUUGUAAGCAAUGCCACAUAUUUAAAUGUGCUCUAUGUAUAGUGUAACUUUAAUAGACACAAGAUCAAACUAAUCGCCAGACUGUUAAAUGGAAAAUCUAUUGUGCCUUAAUUAGUGAUCCAUUUGCCUAAUUGAACAUAUUGAAUGCUGUGUUGUUUUUGUGUAAAGAAAAUGAUGGGUCAAACUUAUCCGCACAUUUUAAUAAAUUAGCUGCUUUAAAA
Micropterus dolomieu (smallmouth bass) is the source of this 922-nucleotide messenger RNA. It is a transcript of the gene cdab, whose product is annotated as cytidine deaminase b. Lineage: Eukaryota; Metazoa; Chordata; Actinopteri; Centrarchiformes; Centrarchidae. Gene Ontology annotation, molecular function: zinc ion binding; cytidine deaminase activity. The record is from RefSeq and is a predicted model, not a curated record. The transcript is spliced from 4 exons. Gene Ontology annotation, cellular component: cytosol. The coding region runs from base 47 to 550 and encodes 167 amino acids.